AGUCUGCCUAGCAACAAUUCCCCCUGUACCGGAUUGACGAACGGCCAACCGACGCGCAAACGGAACGGAACACGGACAAAUAGCGAGCGCCGUGCGUGCCGCGGCCAAACGAAAGCGGGAAGUUUUUCUACCCGUGAAGUGGACAGGCCCGAAAUGCCGAGAGGAAAAGGGAAGGUCUUAUUUUUUUUUUUUGGCGAUUUCAUGAUUGCGUGUUUUGCUCCCUUCGACUAAAUGUGUUCAAAAACCUCUUGUGUUUUUUAUUUAGUCUGUUUUCCUUUUCCUGCCCGGCUCGCUUUCACUUGAUCACUCUCGUCAGCGCAGUUUUUUUUUUUUCUUCCCCCUUCUACUGCGGCAAUCAAGAUGGCUUCCCGUUUGCUUUGAUGGAGGCCGCGCCAAACAUUUAAGAAGGAUUUGAAGACUAUACAUCAUCAGAUAGCCUCCUGUUUUUGUUUUGUUGUACAAGCGGCCUCGAAAGUCUCACGAUAUAUUUCUCCAUCAAAGAGAGAUUGAUUUUCAUCUGAGAAAAAUGCAAAAGUUGGAUUCUAUGAUUUGUAUUGACGCUAUGCCCCCCCCCCCCACGCUACUUUUAAUAAGCUCCGUGUUGCUGAGAAAAUUGAAACGAACAAGCGCUUUCCCACGUCCGCGCAGGUGUCGCCGUCGCCACCGCUCAUCUGCUCUAGCCCGCACCCGCGUACCCUUGGCUAUCCGGCGCUGACCGAGGGCGCUGCGCUCUCCUUGCUGCCCGCUUCACAAAAGACCCCUCUGUUACACCCCCUUACGUUUCCUCCACUGGCGCCCCCGCCCCCUCCCUCAACACCCCUGUGGCACAUUCCCCCCUCGCUCCACUGGCGCAUUCCUGCCGGGCCUCGGCCGGCCGGUGAGUCCUUCUGUCGCCCGGACGCUGGAACGCUUUACGAGGUUCUCGCUUGUCCAAAGUCCACCGUCUUUGUUUUGGUCCUGCACGUUCUGAGGGGUGAUCCCAGACUCCAGACAUUUUCCCCAAAAAAGCCUGAGACGUCAUGGUUCAGUGUAGAUUUGAGUUACAUUAUGAACCUGCUUCCUUUAGAGGUACUAAAGUGGUCCUCGCGAUCCGGUAUUUAGCAAGAAAUGAGCCCCCGAUGCCAGUUGCACGCAAUUGAGACCUAAUUCAAUAAACGUGUUAGCCUAACCCCAAGUGUCAAAAACUCUCGCCUGAAACUGAACAGGUAUCGGCCAUUUUAGUUUUACACAGUCACGGGGUGAAAUUUUCCUGGAAAUUAGUACCAAAAAAUACCCUGUACACCAGUUUCACCGGUGGACUCGUCCAUCAGAAGAGAACAUGAAAAACUCUCAAGGACCAAGGACUCUCAAGGACUAACGCUAAGGCCUGACCUGUGAUUCAAGGUCUAAACUUCAUAAACGUGAUCCAGACAUGGUGACCAGUAGCCCACCGUUCUGACCUGAUGGUGGAACUUAAAAGGCCAUAAAUACAGUGAUGGGAAAAACUAUAUGAACCCUUUGGAAUUUCUUAAAUUUCUUUAUAAAUUGAUCACAAGAUCUCCUCUGAUCGAAAAAUAUUGUGGAUAGGUGAAACCAAACUUGAAUUGUGUGGCAGGAACACAGGAAAAUGGCACCGCGCACCAACAUCAAAACCUUAACCCCAACUGUGAAACCCGGCUGAGGGUGCAACGUGCCUUGCCCGUGUGCUUUGCCACCUCGGGGCCUGGACAGCGACUGUCAUCAAUGGAAAAAUGUAUUCACACAUCAUCGUGAAAUUUUGCAGAAGAACCCGAGGCCAACUGUCCAAAAUUUAAGGCUCAAAAGAGGACGGGUGAUGAAACAGAAGAACGAUCCAACCCACAUCUAAAACUGAAUGGAUUCAGAAAAAAAUAUGUGUUCGAUAAAUUCCAAAGGGUGUGCAUACUUUUGUUCUCCCACUGUAUUUCUUUUGCUCAGUCCUCCCGGUCAUAAACAGCCUCAUUUGAGCAACUGGUGCGAAGUGGACCUUGGCGCACCCGGAAACCGCCACGCCGACGCCGAAAUGACCCUCGCCCUUCGACGUCCAGCCGACUGCUCCGGGGUGGUUCCAGAAUUGUUCCAGCGCUUCGCACGGCUCCCGCUUCGGAGUGAAAUGUACUUGCGAAGUCACAACCAGGGUGGGGGCGACGACAGUCAGUAGUCAUAACGGCCCUCCGAGGGAAACCGGAACAACAAUGUGGCCAGUGAGAAAAUCUUGUCACCCCCAUAGGAGGUUCAGUCGGCUGGGCUUUCUGGGAGAGGACACCCUCGCAUCCAGCAGCCGCCGCCGCCGCACAUCGCUGCAUCGCUAUGGAUAUUGCAGUUUGCCCUUUCCGGAAGAAACGGAGGCCAUGGAGCCCGGGACCGACCUCCGUCGCCCUGGUCGCCCUGGUCCUCGCGCUGUGCCAGAGCGCCCCGGCGCAGGCCGAACCAGUGGACGUCCUGAAAGCCCUGCAGCUUCCCACGCUUCCCGAGGGCGUGAAGAAAGUCCCGGGCUUCUGCACAUCCCGCCGCUCCAGCAGCCCUGACCACGCCUACCGCAUCAGCAAGAAGGCCCAGAUCUCAGCCCCGACCAAGCAGCUCUUCUCAGGUCGCUUCCCGGAGAACUUCUCCAUCAUGGCGCUGGUGAAGGCCCACGCCGGCCUCCAGGCCUUCCUCCUCUCCAUCUACAGCGAGCAGGGCGUCCAGCAGCUGGGCAUCGAGCUGGGCCGCUCGCCCGUCUUCCUGUACGAGGACCAGCACGGCAAGCCGGCCCCCGAGGACUACCCGCUCUUCAAAGGCGUCAAUCUGGCGGAUGGCAAGUGGCACCGCAUCGCAAUCUCGGUGUCCAAGAAGAAUGUGACGCUGAUGCUGGACUGCAAGAAGAAGAUGAGCCGCCCUCUGCCCCGCGGCAACAACGCCGAGGUGGACACCAACGGCAUCACCGUGUUCGGAGCACGCCUCCUCGACGAGGAAAUGUUCCAGGGAGACAUUCAGCAGCUCCUGAUCGCCUCCAACGCUCAAGCCGCCUACGACUUCUGCGAGCACUACAGCCCCGACUGCGACUCUCCCCUACCCAAGACGCAGGCGCAGGACCCCAAUACAUACAAGACAAACGGGAAGGCAACCCCCACCAAAGCCGCCUCGGUCAAAGCCAAGCCCACGCCGGCUAAAGCAGCCAAGGGCGGGAGCUUUAAAAUAGUCAAGCCUCCCAUUCCCAACAAACCUCUGAAGUCUUCCACGGCCAAGCCGCCCAAAUCCAAGACCACCACCAAGCCCACCGCCACCACCGUCUUCUUGUCCAAGAUCAAGACCACAUCGGCUGCUAAGGUGAAGACCACAGCCAUCCCUGCUAAGAGCGCUAAAGUGGUUGUUGAGAAGAAGGUUAAUGGAAAAACCGUUGUGGUGAAAACCGCUAAAGCUUCAGCCGAGGUCAAAGGAAACGGAAAGUCCUCCGCUGAGAAGAAAGCUGGAAAUGAUAAAGCCGCGUCAAAGUCCAACGGGAAAACGAGCGUUGAGGUCAAAGAAGUCAAGGUCAAGGAUAAUGGAAAAACUGAGAACAAAGUUAGCAAUGAGGCUCAAGCUACUAGCAACAACAAAGUUACUGUGGUAGAAAAGAAAGGCACAAAAAGCGAAACCACUACGAAAACAAAGACUGUUGUCAAAAUAGAGAAGACUACUGUGAGCGCGGCAACAUCUGCUUCCAAAGUACAAGCUACCAAAGCACCCAAAGCCACAAAAGCGGCAAAGGCAGAGCCCACAAAAGCAUCUACAUUUUCUCAGGCCAAGUCGGAAGUCAAAGUCAAAACGGUGGUCUCCAAAGUCCCCCUUGUCAAGCCUACAGUCAGUAAAGCCACGAAUACAGUGGUGGAGAAGUUGAAAAACGGGAAGAAGGUCCUCACCACCGCCGCUCCUGUCCGGCCCACUCCCCCGAGACCCACCAAGGCCAAGGCGGUGCUGGACGCCAACGUCAAGUCCCUCCACAAACCAUUCCCGCCCUUCGACAAGACCGCGCUGAGUGGCACGGGAAAGAAAUUUGACAACGGUUACCAACAGGAUGUAGACACUGAAUAUUCCGAGGCCGGGAACACCCCCACAGAGACCGAUUAUUUCUAUGAGGAGACGCUGCCAGAGUCCGAGGGUGAGGUGGUCACACAAGAAGAGAACCCCACGCAGGAGCCCCAGGUGGAGACUGCUCUGGAGGGGCAGGAGGUGGACUCGACCGCGACGGACGGCGUCGGAGAGGAGCCCUUCACCGAGGAGUACGUGACUGGCGAUGUGGGCAUGAAGGAAUACGACUAUUCCUAUCGGGACUACGGCGAGCCCGUGCCCGAGGCCCGAGAGGUGGAAGGCUACAUGGGCCCCGCCCUGUCCGCUGUGACAGACGAGGCAGGCGCGGUCAUCAGAGGACAGAAGGGCGAGAAAGGAGAGCCCGCCGUGCUCGAGCCUGGCAUGCUGAUUGAGGGACCUCCUGGACCUGAAGGACCUUCUGGACCUACUGGCCCCCCUGGUAGAUCUGGUCCUCCUGGCUCUGUUGGUGAGCCCGGUGAAAGGGGACCUCCCGGCAAGGCCGGUCUGCCCGGUGCCGACGGAGUUCCCGGACCACCCGGAUCUUCCGUGAUGCUGCCUUUCCGCUUCGGCCAGAGUGGAGGAGAUAAGGGUCCUGUUGUAUCAGCACAGGAAGCCCAAGCAGCCGCCAUCUUGUCUCAGGCCAGGAUGGCUCUGAAAGGACCUCCAGGACCAAUGGGAUUCACCGGACGUCCCGGACCCUUGGGAAAUCCAGGAAGUCAUGGUCUGAAAGGAGAAAGUGGAGAUCCUGGUCCUCAGGGACCCAGGGGAGCUCCAGGAUUGAUUGGCCCACCAGGCAAAGCAGGAAGGAGAGGACGUGCCGGAGCUGACGGAGCCCGGGGAAUGCCUGGAGAGCCCGGUACUAAGGGUGAUCGCGGCUUUGAUGGUCUUCCUGGUUUGCCAGGCGACAAAGGACAUAGGGGGGACUCUGGAUCAAUGGGACCCCCCGGACCUCAAGGAGAGGAUGGCGAGAGGGGUGAUGACGGAGAGGUCGGACCCAGAGGUCUCCCUGGUGAACCAGGACCUCGUGGAUUGCUCGGCCCCAAAGGUCCUCCAGGAAUUCCCGGACCUCCUGGCGUUCGCGGCAACGAUGGUCCAGUUGGUCCCAAGGGCAACCUGGGGCCUCAAGGAGAGCCCGGACCUCCAGGUCAGCAGGGAACAUCAGGAACUCAGGGAAUGCCAGGACCUCAGGGAGCCAUGGGACCACCAGGAGAAAAGGGGCCCACAGGAAAACCAGGUCUGCCAGGAAUGCCAGGAGCCGACGGCCCUCCUGGUCACCCAGGAAAAGAGGGGCCCACUGGAACCAAAGGGAACCAGGGCCCCAAUGGUCCCCAAGGAGCUAUCGGUUAUCCUGGGCCUCGUGGAAUCAAGGGGGAGCAAGGAAUCCGAGGACUGAAGGGCCACAAGGGAGAGAAGGGAGAAGAUGGUUUCCCUGGAAUUAAAGGAGACUUUGGCGUCAAAGGAGAGAGGGGUGAGAUCGGCGUGUCGGGCCCCAGAGGAGAGGAUGGCCCAGAAGGGCCAAAGGGUCGAGUCGGACCCCCUGGUGAACUCGGUCCCCUUGGUCCCAUUGGAGAGAAGGGCAAACUUGGUGUUCCUGGACUUCCUGGCUAUCCCGGAAGACCAGGACCCAAGGGAUCUCUAGGAUUCCCAGGAUUCCCUGGCACAAAUGGCGAGAAGGGAACAAGGGGUCUCUCAGGCAAAGCAGGACCAAGAGGACAAAGAGGACCAACGGGUCCCAGAGGGCAGCGAGGACCACGAGGUGCUACCGGAAAGCCAGGCGCAAAGGGAACUUCAGGAAGUGAUGGCCCGCCUGGUCCUCUUGGCGAGAGGGGACUGCCCGGGCCUCAGGGAGCGAACGGUUUCCCCGGACCAAAGGGACCUCCCGGACCACCUGGAAAGGAUGGGCUCCCCGGACACCCUGGACAGAGAGGAGAAGUUGGUUUCCAAGGAAAGAUGGGUCCACCAGGGCCUCCCGGAGUCGUUGGACCUCAGGGCCCAUCUGGAGAGACCGGCCCCUUGGGUGAGCGUGGCCAUCCCGGACCACCAGGUCCACCUGGAGAGCAGGGACUUUCUGGCCCCUCAGGAAAGGAAGGCACAAAGGGAGAUCCAGGCCCUCCAGGAGGUCCAGGUAAAGAUGGACCCCCUGGACUGAGAGGUUUCCCGGGAGAGAGAGGAUUGCCUGGUACCCCUGGUGGUGGAGGACUGAAGGGAAGUGAAGGACCUGCUGGACCUCCUGGACCUGCCGGAUCUCCUGGUGAGAGAGGACCUGCUGGCACUGCUGGACCUGUUGGACCCCCUGGUAGACCUGGCCCACAAGGACCCCCUGGUAACGCUGGAGAGAAGGGUGUUCCUGGUGAGAAAGGCCCACUCGGCCCUGCAGGUCGGGAUGGAGUCCAGGGUCCAGUGGGUCUUCCAGGCCCUGCUGGAUCGCCAGGAGGACCUGGAGAGGAUGGUGAUAAGGGUGAAGUUGGUGAACCCGGCCAGAAGGGAGCUAAGGGAGGCAAAGGAGAGCAUGGACCUCCGGGUCCUCCCGGGCCAAUGGGUCCCGUCGGCCAACCUGGUCCCGCCGGUGCUGAUGGAGAGCUAGGACCAAGGGGCCAACAGGGGCCUUUUGGUGCCAAAGGAGACGAAGGAUCUCGAGGAUUCCCCGGAGCACCUGGACCCAUCGGCCUGCAGGGACUACCAGGACCACCAGGCGAGAAGGGAGAGAACGGAGAUGUUGGACCUCUGGGUCCUCCAGGUCCCCCAGGACCCCGCGGCCCUGCUGGACCCAACGGUGCUGAUGGCCCUCAAGGUCCUCCUGGAGGUUUGGGUAAUCCUGGACCUAUUGGAGAGAAGGGAGAACCUGGGGAGGCCGGACCACCUGGAAUCGGAGGAGAACCAGGAAAGAAGGGUCCUCGAGGUGAGCGUGGAGAAAAGGGAGAGGCCGGACAGCCUGGAACUGCUGGCGCUGCCGGAGGACGAGGACGGCCAGGAGAUGAUGGUCCUAAAGGAAACCCUGGUCCAGUUGGCUUCCCUGGUGAUCCUGGUCCUCCUGGUGAAGUUGGACCCAGAGGUCAAGAUGGCGCCAAAGGAGAACAGGGAGAAGAUGGUGAACAGGGAGAAUCUGGCUCUCCUGGUCCUCCCGGAGAGAAUGGACCCCCCGGCCCGCCAGGAAAGCGGGGUCCUGCUGGAGCAAGAGGACCUGAAGGGCGACAAGGAGAAAAGGGAACCAAGGGUGACACAGGUGCCCUUGGACCGCCAGGAAAGACCGGACCUGUGGGUCCUCAAGGCCAACCAGGAAAAACAGGAAAUGAGGGUCUGCGAGGUCUCCCAGGAUCAGUGGGUGAGCAAGGAUCUCCUGGCCCAUCUGGACCAAAGGGACCACCCGGACCUGUCGGACCGCCAGGUUUGUUGGGUCUGCGAGGCGACCCUGGUGCUAAAGGAGAGAAGGGACAUCCAGGUCUUAUCGGCCUUAUCGGACCUCCGGGAGAGCAGGGAGAGAAGGGAGACCGCGGUCUACCCGGACCUCAUGGAUCCAAUGGACACAAGGGAGAGACUGGAAUGCCCGGCGGCACCGGACCCCUCGGCCCUGCUGGUCCUCCUGGUCUUCCUGGUCCUCAAGGAGUCAAAGGAGCCAAGGGUGCCUCUGGAGGAUCUGGUCCCAAGGGAGAAAAGGGUGUUCCAGGAUCUCCAGGACCUCCUGGCCCACCCGGCGAGGUCAUCCAACCACUGCCCAUCCAGAGGAGCCCCAAGUCCAAGCGUUCCAUCGACGCCAGCCAACUGCUCCCCGAGUCAGACCCCGACAUGCCCGCCUCCGACACCGCCGGCGCUGAGUUCCUAACGGCCAGCGAGGGCAUGGAGGAGAUCUUCGGCUCCCUCAACUCGCUACGGCAAGAGAUCGAAACCAUGCGUUUCCCGACGGGGACACCGGACAGUCCUGCGAGAACCUGCCAAGAUCUCCGCCUCAGCCAGCCCGAGCUCCAAGACGGAGAGUACUGGAUUGACCCCAACCAGGGCUGCUCCAGGGAUUCUUUCAAGGUCUUCUGUAACUUCACCAGCGGGGAGACGUGCCUGUACCCUCACAAGAGCAUCAACACGGUGAACAUGAACUCGUGGGAAAAAGAGACUCCAGGUUCCUGGUUCAGCGAGUUCGCGACAGGCGCAAAGUUCUCCUACGUGGACUCGAACGGCGAGCCGAUGGGUGUGGUCCAGCUGGGAUUCCUGCGCCUCUUGAGCGUGGUAGCCCGACAGAACCUGACCUACCACUGCCACCGCUCGGUGGCGUGGGCCGACCAGAGCGCCAAGGACAACCACGAGAGGGCGCUGCACUUCCAGGCCGCCAACGAAGAGGAGCUGAGCUACGAGACCAACCCGUACAUCAAAGCGCUGGUGGACGGAUGCUCUUACCGCAAAGGCUUCGACAGGACGGUGCUGGAGGUCAACACGCCACAGGUGGAACAUCUCCCUCUGCUGGACAUCAAAGUGUCGGACUUUGGGGAGAGCAACCAACAGUUUGGAUUUGAAGUGGGACCUGUGUGCUUCCAAGGCUAAUCACACACACACACACAUUCACACUCAGAAACACACACGAGCACUUAGACAAACCUACAUAUACAUUCACACCUGAUAAUUUGUAAAUUAACUUGUAAAUGAUAUGUAAUACACACACACACACACACGUAUACACACAUAGGGAUGGUGUUGCCCUAGCAACGCAGCAUCCUUCUGACAACAAAUGGGCGUCGAAAAAUGUAUUAAAAAAAUGUUCUGAAGAGGUCUCGGCGGGAAGGAACAGCAAGAGGGAGCGUUUGUUUUUUUGUUUAGUUUUUUCCCCACCCGGUGAACGGGGGGCCCCCACCGCCCUCUCCCGGCCGCCUCCCCCCCCCCCCCCUCUCCAAUCCUCCGCCGUCGCUCCUCAUCCACGUGAAGAAGAACCUCAGAGUCCCCCCCCCCCCCCAAAAAAAAAGAAAAAAACGGAUUCCAACUUGUUAAGCGUCAUCAGCCUCUUGUGACCCCCCCUGCCCCGCCGCCCGGCAUCCUCGGGGCUGCCGGUGGGGUUUCCUCCUUCUUUCUAAAUGUGGCGUGAUGCCAUUUUUCGCUGAAUAAAAAUCUUUGUUUGUUCUGAGAGAACGCGUGUGGCAAAAAGUGCUAAUUGCGCCAAAUGUUUUGACUCCGCUCGUCUCCCCGUACCGCGUCAUCGAGCCUCCAGCUGGGCAAAUGUGCAUUACACUCCAUUUGUACAGACAUAGUGAUAUUCUAUUGUAUUUAUUUAAGAACAAACAGGGUGCUAUGACAUAUUAAAAAAGAAAGAAAGAAACUGACCACCAAAUAUUAUCGCCGUCGCAUGUGGUAUAUUUCGUUUGUAUUUAUUUCUACCACCGGCCCCCUUUUCGGAAGACCAGACCAAAGAAUCUGCGGCUAAGCUGGAUUGUGUUUUUUUUCCCCACCCCCACCCCCGGACUGUCCUGUCCUGUCCUGUCCUGUGCUGUCCUGUGCUGUUCUAUGUUGCUUCCAGUGUAACCAUUAAAAGGUGACUCUCUCCACCUCUGUUGCCGCUGCUUUUGACUCUCGCGUUCUAACCCUCGGCGUCGGCGGGAGAGACCACGGCGGGCAGGAGGCGUUGCCGAGAAGUUGGGGGGGGGGGGGUUCCGGGGGUCGCGGAUGAUGGGACGCCCCCACCCCGCCCGGCCCUC
Syngnathoides biaculeatus (alligator pipefish) is the source of this 9719-nucleotide messenger RNA. It is a transcript of the gene col11a2, whose product is annotated as collagen, type XI, alpha 2. The transcript is spliced from 68 exons. Gene Ontology annotation, cellular component: collagen trimer. Bases 2308 to 8577 code for a protein of 2089 amino acids. Gene Ontology annotation, biological process: collagen fibril organization; cartilage development; sensory perception of sound. NCBI's taxonomy places the organism in Eukaryota, Metazoa, Chordata, Actinopteri, Syngnathiformes, Syngnathidae. The record is from RefSeq and is a predicted model, not a curated record. Gene Ontology annotation, molecular function: extracellular matrix structural constituent.